AUGUACAGUAUGCUAUCAGCCGCCCAGCAGCAAAGGCGCAGGCGGGGCGGACUGGACCUGCAACGGGGACAGAUCGGGGACACGCGGCGGGGGGUUUGGUGCUUUCCUCCGGGGAACCGCGAGCCGACACGCAGCCUCUCCGAUGAGACGAGAGCGAGCCUGACACGCCGAGUGACCCAAACCAAAGCUCUGCGGUCAGAUCUCUCUCUCUACCCGGCUUCAAAAGGAGGCUCUACCUUUCCUCUGUGCCAAAGAAACAAAAAGCCACAAAUAUCCGUCAUCGCCGCAGAGAUGCUGACUGACAGCAGGAAACGACACCGUAACUGUGACAGUGAGGAGGACCAGCAGCUGAGUUCUCAGGCCAAGAGGUCAGGGGGGGGUCCCAGCCUGCUCCUGUCAGAUCUGGAUUCAGAGUCUUCCAGCAGCGACAGCAGCAACGGGAUCAGCAGUCCAGAGAGAGCGCUGGUGGCUACCACCAGGCCAUGCAUACACAGCCAGAACCACUGCAUCACCCAGUGCCCCCCCAGCCCAAAGCCCGAAGACUCCGGUUGUACCUUGCAGCGCGGUUUCCAUGGCGACGGCAGCAGUGUCUCCUACGACCACAUCAACAGAGUCCUGAGGGAGGCGCACUUCAACAGUCUGCAGACCAGAGGGCGUCCGGGCUCAACAUGACCGUUGACCCCUGAUCCCCCCCCCCUCCUGACCUCCGGGGCCACCAGUGCUGACGCUAUUAGCGCGGUGGCUCCUCCUUGAAAGCCUCAAGGAACCCAUUAGGGUCAGGGGGGGGGGGGGGGACGAUGUGUGGGGGAUGAUGUGUGGGGAGGUUUACAGAAUUUUGGCACAGCGGCUCAUCCCCCACCUCACCAUGUACCAUUUGUCGAGCCCAUAAACA
Molecule: messenger RNA, 892 nt
Organism: Gasterosteus aculeatus aculeatus (three-spined stickleback)
Lineage: Eukaryota; Metazoa; Chordata; Actinopteri; Perciformes; Gasterosteidae
Product: protein VCF1
Source: RefSeq, a predicted model, not a curated record